UUUGCGUACUCUCUUUUUUUAUUCUCUCUUCACUGUCCACCGCCCACAUACCCUCUCCUUCCUCCCUUUCUCUUCGUUUUCAAACUUUGAAUUUCAAUUCAAUUCAUUUCUCAUCGCCUUCCCACUUCUCUGUUUCUUCCACCUCUCAAAUUUCCCAAAGCAAACCCCACUCCGAUUAUCCCAAUCCCCUUUUACUCUGUUUUCUGUCUCAUACUCCACUUUUCACUACUGGGUUUCGCCCAACAAAGGAUGAACGCGGCCGGGAGACAGAUUUCAAGAUCUAAUCCGGUGGUGCACCACCAACGGCAGCAUUCCGACACUGCUUUUGAUGCCCUUUGCUCUUAUGGAAGAUGGGCUCAGACCUCUAAUCUCUCUCAUGAUUUUGGGUCGAGGGCAAACAGGGGAAUGCAGAGGAGUUUCAACGAUCUUGGCUCGGCUGAUGCUUUGACGCCACAGGCUCGGUCCCGCUCCUCGAGCAUGAGGAAGAAUGCGGAUGAGAUGUUCCUUCCCAGUCAUUACAGCCCUGGUCUCCUCGAUCUUCAUGCUUUCGAUACUGAAUUGCUUCCCGAGACCACUUUUCGUAAAAGUCUGGAUGAUUCGGAGCCAUUUUUUGCUGCAAGUAAGCUGCCUAACAGGCCUGGGGGUGCAUCCGACAACAAUCUUCUCAAAAGCGUCUCAGUUGACAGGGAAAGAACCAACAAUGUUGCUAAGAUCAAAGUGGUGGUUCGCAAGAGACCGCUAAAUAAAAAGGAAAUGACAAAGAAAGAAGAAGAUAUAAUCACAAUUGAGCGAAUGUCAAAUUCCCUGACAGUUCAUGAAACGAAAUUUAAAGUUGACUUGACAGAGUAUAUUGAGAAACACGAAUUUGUUUUUGAUGCGGUAUUGCAUGAAGGUGUUUCAAAUGAUGAAUUAUAUUCGGAAACUGUGGAACCCAUAGUUCCGCUUAUUUUUAACCGAACAAAAGCUACUUGCUUUGCUUAUGGGCAAACAGGUAGUGGAAAAACAUACACUAUGCAACCAUUGCCUUUAAAGGCGUCUGAAGACAUUCUAAGAUUAGUGCACCACACUCACCGGAACCAGGGUUUCCAAUUAUUUGUCAGCUUCUUUGAGAUAUAUGGUGGGAAAGUUUUUGAUCUCCUCAACGAAAGGAAAAAGCUUUUCAUGAGGGAAGAUGGGAAGCAACAAGUAUGCAUUGUGGGGUUGCAAGAAUACAAAGUGUCGAAUGUUGAGACAAUCAAGGAAUUGAUUGAGCGGGGAAAUGCCACAAGAAGCACUGGUACAACUGGUGCAAAUGAAGAAUCCUCUAGAUCACAUGCUAUACUUCAGCUUUGUGUUAAGAGAUCAGUAGAUAGUUCGGAAACAAAGCCAGCUCGACUUGUAGGAAAGCUGUCUUUUAUUGACCUUGCUGGAAGUGAACGUGGUGCUGAUACUACAGAUAAUGAUAAACAGACAAGAAUGGAAGGUGCGGAAAUCAACAAAAGUUUGCUAGCUCUCAAAGAAUGCAUUAGAGCUCUUGACAAUGAUCAGGGUCACAUUCCUUUCAGAGGCAGUAAAUUAACUGAAGUUCUUAGAGAUUCAUUUGUUGGAGAUUCACGCACUGUUAUGAUAUCGUGUAUAUCACCAAGCUCGGGAUCAUGUGAACACACUCUCAACACAUUAAGAUAUGCUGACAGGGUAAAGAGUCUAUCUAAAGGGAACAACACAAGGCGGGAUCCUUUAUAUUCAUCAUCAAAUCUUCGAGAAUCAACAGCUUCUUUGUUGUCUUCCUCGCUACCCACCGAGCCAUCCUAUGAGGAUAACAGAACUUAUUUACCAAACGACAAGAAUAGAUUUGGUUGGUCCAAACAGAAUGAAAGGGAAGGUACUCCACCAUUGAACGUUGAACGUGUUCCUAGCAACAGGGCAGACAUAACUUUGCCUCAUCACAAAAGUCAGCGAAGUUUUCAAGAUGACUUCACUGUAGAUGAUAUUGGUUACCCAGAGCAACAGUAUGAACAGGAGAAAUCAUCACGGAUGAACACUAAAAUAACUGAAACUCGACAAGUGCCAGGCUUUAUCGACCAGAAGAAAACAAGUAAUGAAACAAACCGAAGGGAUAUACCCGAUUUCGAGAUCGACUCUCAUUCGGAUGAUGACCUUGAUGCCCUUUUAAAGGAAGAAGAAAAUCUUGUUACUGCUCAUAGGAGACAGGUGGAGCAGACAAUCGACAUUGUUCGAGAGGAAAUGAACUUGCUUGUUGAAGCUGACCAACCCGGAAGCCAUUUAGAUGACUACAUCCAUAAAUUAAAUGUUAUUCUAUCACAGAAGGCCACAAGUAUUUUUCAGCUGCAGGCUCAGUUGGCUCAAUUUCAGAAACGUUUGGAUGAAUACAAUGUUUUGGUGGCACCCUCCACCAACUGAAACAAACCUAGAACCAGACGCUUCCCAUUUUUUCCUCCAAAAUCUUCUUUUGCACAGGCCCGAGGGAGCUGGUUGAUCGAAGUUAAUUAAUAUUGAUAGGAAAUGGUUCAGACGUGCGCGUGUGAUCGAUAAAUGACCAAGUUUUACCCUCAGAGGUGGUUUCAGUUUUCUUUGAUUGUACAGAAGAUUUGUUUCCUGUCUAUAGUGUUUUGUAUUAAUGGAUGUUUCUCUCCCUCCGAGCUGCUGCUGCUGCUGCUAUUAUGAGCAACAAUCAAGAAAACUAAUACAGAUUCUUCUGUUUACCUUUCCACAUCCGGAAGCUAAAAGUAACUUGCUUUUGCAAUUUCUGUUUGAUCUUAUAAACGAUUGUUGGCAUGAUUAAAUCAUCUCAUUUUAUCCAA
Molecule: messenger RNA, 2801 nt
Organism: Benincasa hispida (wax gourd)
Lineage: Eukaryota; Viridiplantae; Streptophyta; Magnoliopsida; Cucurbitales; Cucurbitaceae
Product: kinesin-like protein KIN-13B
Biological process (GO): microtubule depolymerization; microtubule-based movement
Cellular component (GO): microtubule
Molecular function (GO): microtubule motor activity; ATP binding; microtubule binding
Source: RefSeq, a predicted model, not a curated record